Molecule: messenger RNA, 642 nt
Organism: Pyrenophora tritici-repentis Pt-1C-BFP
Lineage: Eukaryota; Fungi; Ascomycota; Dothideomycetes; Pleosporales; Pleosporaceae
Source: RefSeq, a predicted model, not a curated record
AUGCCGCAACACCCUACCAACAGACACAAACCGUACGCCUGGGAAACUGGUCCGAUGAUCCUUCUUCCAAACUCAAUAUUACAGGCCGACGAUGCGCCACCAGAUCCAAAAGCUGCCUCCAAGACGAUUGCUGUAUGUAACUGUCUCAUCCGCGCAUUGAACAGCAUCUACAUCCAAGCGCCACAUGUUCCCAUGAUCGAGUACGCAAACCUAGUAUCAUAUUGUCUAGCAACAUACCAAUGUCUGCUCGCACAGCUAGGAACAACGUUUCAAAAAGAGGAGGAAGAUGCAAGACUGGCCGAAUGGGGCAACUGGCUAGAAUCCUGUGCGGCGAGACGAAAUAACUUUAGUACCGAGAUGUGCAAGAGUAUGAUGGACGAUUUUAUGCCUGUCCUACACAAAAAGCUCAGCACACCCCGCAACGAGGAAACUGGGAAGAUGGGCUUAGACAGCAACACUCAAGUACCCAUUUUCUGGACCAAUCACGAUGUUACGUCAGAGAAUCAGUUGCCUCGGGGUUUAGCACCAGAUACCAAAGCUAUAAGGUGGUGGAUAGGGAGAAAGAAGGCCGACUGGUGGAAGUUUAGUACGUGCGGGUUUAAUGGGCUGCCGCGGGAACUAAAGUUUUACCGAGAGAUGUGA